This is a messenger RNA of Ctenopharyngodon idella (grass carp), 5401 nucleotides long. Its product is annotated as complement C3. Bases 16 to 5322 code for a protein of 1768 amino acids. The record is from RefSeq and is a predicted model, not a curated record. Lineage: Eukaryota; Metazoa; Chordata; Actinopteri; Cypriniformes; Xenocyprididae. The transcript is spliced from 42 exons. Gene Ontology annotation, molecular function: endopeptidase inhibitor activity; protein binding. Gene Ontology annotation, cellular component: extracellular region.
CCAAACACCAAUUUCAUGGGUCAACUCAAUGAUCAUUUCAGUCACCUGUCAAGAAAAGUACAGAGUUCAGAGUUCAGAAACGUGGAUGGAUUCGAUCCCAACAAUGUCAAUCAGAAUGUGCUACCAACACUACUAAGGUUAAGGUUGGGUUUAAGCAAGAGGACAGUGUGGGGACAUAAUACACAAAUAACUGAACCGGUCUUUGACCCGUCUCCCAUGUUUUCUAUUUUAGCUCCAGCAAAGAUAAGGCCUGGAACAAAACAGAAAAUCCUGCUAGAGGGUCUGAAUCUGUCCCGGGUAAUAAAAGUCUCCAUCGAGGUCUAUGACUAUCCAGUUUUCCAAUCUGUCUUGUCGCGGGCCUCAGUUCUCCUAAAAUCAAACAGCAACUACAGCGCCCUCACGACCAUUGAGAUUGAUCCAAAUAUGCUACUUCCAGAUGGAAAGAAGAAAUAUGUGAAGCUGGUUGCUCAGUUUAGCACCUUCCAUCGUGCAGAACAAGUAAUACCGGUGUCGUUCCGCUCUGGAUACAUCUUCAUUCAGACUGAUAAACCUGUUUACAACCCUGGGGACUCAGUGCGCUGCAGGGCUUUUGUAUCUGAUACAGAAUUCCGUGCUUCUGAGAGAAUCAUAUCUUUUGAGAUUCAGAAUCCAGAUGGUAUUGCAGUACAUGGUAUUUCCAGAGUCAAAGCAAUCGAUGGGAUACUAUCGGAUACCUACCUCCUCUCCACUGUAGCCAAAGAGGGCAAGUGGAAAGUUGUUGCAAAGUUUGAUCAGGGAAAAGAGAACAUUUUCAGCAGAGAGUUUGAAGUAAAGAAAUAUGUGCUCCCAGCCUUCAAUGUCACUUUGACUCCAAAGACGUCCCACCUCGGUCUAGAUGCAGAUAAGCUGGAAGUAGAAAUAACAGCCAGGUAUCUUUAUGGUGAACCAGUGCAAGGUGUUGCAUAUGUUCUGUUUGGUAUUGAAAUAAACGGUGAGAAGAAGAGACUCACAUCUAUGAAACAACUGAAUGAUCUGAAUGGAGGAAUUGUUAGUUUGACCAUGGAGGAGAUAAAGAUGGUCUAUCCUGACACAAACAGCCUGCUGGGGUCUUCUGUGUACGUCAAAGCGUCAGUACUGACCAGCUCAGGUAGCGAUCUUGUGGAAGCAGAGAAAUCCGGCAUUAAAAUAGUAAUAUCUCCAUACAUGCUCUCCAUCAGGGAUGCACCGAAGUAUUUCAAACCUGGCCUGCCAUUAGGCAUGACGGUUACAGUGAGUAACCAUGACGGCUCUCCAGCCCCUAAUAUUCCUGUUAAAAUCAGCUUUCUUGAAAGUCCAAUCAGUGUCCACAGCGGCACCAUCAAAGUCUACAUCAACAUGCCUAACUUGGCCAGUUCAUAUGGUAAUUCACAGAUACUUAAAGUGGAGACAGCAAAUCCUUUACUGAAACCAGAACAGCAGGCUGUUGAAGAGGUGCGUGUGGAACCGUAUGCCUCUUUUAUGGGCUUCAGGCAUUACCUGCAUAUCUCAGUGGGUUCCAGUCGAGUGGUGGUGGGCGACAGUCUCAACGUCCAAGCGUACAUCAAAUCCUCAGCAAAAUCAAAAAAGUUUGUGGAGCAGCUGACAUAUGCCGUCUUGAAUAAGGGAAACAUAAUCCAUGCUAGUAGAGUGAAUGUCAAAGACCUAGAUGUCAUAAACAUUCCUCUGCUGGUUACCACAGAAAUGCUACCUGCGUUUCGGAUUGUGGCGUAUUACAUUUUGCCAUGGAAAUAUAGGGCGGAAGUGGUGGCAGACUCUGUGUUUGUUGAUGUGGAGGACCGGUGUGUAGGUUCGCUCAGUGUAGGACCAGUGGAGGGUGAAAAAUUCAAUUCCUACUCACCAGGCAGCAGCUUUAAAUUUCAAGUCAAAGGUGAUCCGGGAGCAAAGGUCAGCCUGGUUGCUGUGGAUAAUGCCAUCUUUCUGUUGAGUAAAAACCGCCUGACGCAGAAGAAGGUGUGGGAGGUGGUGGGACAGGGUGAUAUGGGCUGCACCUCAGGAGGAGGCAAGAAUAAUAUGGGUGUUUUCAGUGAUGCAGGACUGAUGUUUUAUUCCAGCACAGGAGGUUCCACUGACUACAAAAAAGAUUGCUCCAGUAGAUCUAGAAGAAGACGUUCUGCGGCCAAACUGCAGCUCAGAGAGCAGCUGGAGAAGGUAUAUUCUGACCAGUUCCUGAAGAGAUGUUGUGUGGAUGGCAUGAGGGAGAUUCCCAUGCCCUAUUCAUGCUACCGUCGCUCCCUCUACAUCACUGAGGACUGGAGCUGCGUGUUAGCUUUCCUCCGCUGUUGUGCAGAGUACAGAGGGGAGGAGCUCGGUGACGUUACCAGGCCUCCGACGACCACCCUUCCACCAACCACCACCCCUCCACACACCACCACCCACCUUAUUUUACCUACGCUUCAUUAUGGAGUUAACAGGUUUCGUUUUACUUUUUUCAGUUAUUCAGAACGUAUGGAGGGUCACGUCCUCGCAUCUGCCCCUGUCAAAUCUCUGCCGCCAGUACGCGAAGAGAGUCUUGGUGCAAAGAUGGAAGAGGAGGAGGAGGAAGAGGAUCAAGAGUUCGAUGAAGAUGAUUUAGCUGUUAUAGAAGACAUUUACGUGCGCUCCAAGUUCUUCGAGUCGUGGCUGUGGACUGACAUCAGACUGCCCAGUGUACCCAAGUCUGAUGGGCUGGCUGUAUUUCCAGUGGACACCGUUCUUCCUGACAGUAUCACUCAGUGGGGGUUUCUAGCCGUCAGUUCCUCACCUGAGAGAGGUUUCUGUGUAGCUGAACCUUAUAACGUGCGGGCGUGGAAGCCGUUCUUCAUAGACCUGCGGUUGCCUCACUCAGUGUCCAGAAAUGAACAUGUGGAAAUCAAAGCUGUGGUCCACAACUACAGGAACUCAAAACUGGAGGUAAUGGUGAUCCUGGAUAAGACAGAGGACAUGUGUAGUGUGGCAUUUAGUGGACCCCACAGACAGCAGGUUUCAGUACAGGCCAGCUCCUCCAAGCUCAUUACAUACACCAUCAUCCCCCUUAAAACAGGAGAGCUCCCCCUACAGGUCACAGCCAUCGCAGCCUCCUUCAUGGGGCAAGAUGCAGUGAGGAAGAAUCUACGUGUGGUAGUAGAAGGCAUCCAGACAAUUAAAGUGAGGAGCUUUGUGUUGAGCCCCACUGAGAAAGGAGACAGUGCUGGGAGACAGAUGAUAGAAGUGGAGAAGAUGCAGUUGGACGCCGUUGUACCAAAGUCUCUGCCGGAGACAUUUGUGAAUGUCAGAGGUGAUUUGCUGGCAGACAGCAUUGAUAACUCCAUUAAGGAGGACUCACUGGCGUCAUUGAUCCGCAUGCCCGGCGGGUGUGUGGAGCAGAACCUGGCCAGGAUCACACUGCCACUCAUUGCAGCCCAUUACUUGGACCACAGUGCAAACUGGGACAUUGUGGGAAUACAUCGCAGAGAAGAGGCCAUCAAAUACAUACAAAAAGGUUAUGAAAAUCAACUUAAUUAUCGGAAAACCGAUGACUCGUACCCUCCCUACGCCAAAGAAGGCACCAGCACAUGGAUCACUGCGUAUGUGGUGAAGGUGUUCUCCAUGGCACACUCAUUUAUCAGUGUCAGUGAGAAGCAUCUGUGUGGCCCUCUGCUGUACCUACUCAAGAAUAAACAGCAUCCAGAUGGAUCCUUUCAGGAGAACAAUCCUGUCUACGACACUAGUAUGACGGGAGGCCUGCAAGGCUCUGAAUCCAGAGUGUCUCUGACUGCAUUUGUGCUCAUUGCUUUGGCAGAGGCACAAAAUGCUGUUACCUGCAAAGAGCCAGACCUCGACAUACAGGACAAGACCAGAAAAGCAGCGAUGUUUCUAAGAGAGCAUUUCUCCCGGCUGACGAGGCCGUACACAGCAGCUAUAGCAUGCUACGCCUUAGCAGUUUCCAACCACGGCUGCAUGAAGAGCAUGUUGUUAAAUUUAGCCUCACCUGACCGUACCCACUGGCCUGACUCUUCUAAUCAUUUCUUCACACUGGAAGCUACAGGCUACGCAUUGUUAGCGCUUGUCAAAAGUGGCCACAUGGAAGAAGCAGUCGCACCCUUUCGAUGGCUGAGCGAGAAGCGUGGCAUUGGGGGAGGGUACGGCUCUACUCAGUCUACUAUGGUCGUGCUACAGGCCCUGUCUGAGUACCUAGUGAAGAGCCCUCCUCCUUCUGACCUCAAUUUGUUGGUGCAGCUCAGUGUUCCCGGUCGAAGUGACGUACGCUGGACCUUCGAUCCCAAAGUUGCUUAUGUGGCCCGAUCCUCACGGGUACCGCUUGACCAGAAAUUCACAGUAGUGGCUUCUGGGAGGGGCAAGGGAAUUUUGGAGGUAGUGACUGUGUACCACCAGCUUCCUGCUGUGUACGAGAACAGCACGUGUAACGGCUUUCAGCUGGACGUCUCCAUCGCUGAGACUAAUGAAAAACCCCCACCGGAUGUAGAAAAGUCCUACAGACUCAAUAUCCACGUGAGGGCUCUGGAGGGACGCCAAGUGAGGAUGGUGAUUCUGGACAUCGGCCUGCCUACUGGCUUUGAGCCUGAAAACUCAGAUUUAGAGUCGCUUAAAAAUUCAGUGGACCGCUAUAUUAACAACUUUCAAGUGGUGGACAACCUGAGUGACAGAGGAUCCCUCAUAAUUCACUUGUUUAAGGUGUCCAGUACUGAGACAGACAUGAUCUCAUUCAGACUGCAUCAGAAAUUUAAAGUGGGGCUCCUUCAGCCUUCCACUGUCACAGUUUACCAGUACUACAACAAAGAUAAGCGCUGUAGCAGAUUCUACUCUCCUCCUGAAGACCAACAGCAGCUCGAUCAGAUCUGCAAAGACGACGUGUGCCGCUGCUCACAGGGUGACUGUUGUGUAAUGAAAGAGGACUCCUUGUCUUUUGGGAAAGAACAGAGGAAGGCUGCUGUGUGCAAUGGAUUACAUCAUGCCUACAGGGUCAAACUGAUCAGCGCCAGCCAGAGUCACUAUGAUCAGUAUGAUAUGGAGAUUGUGCAGGUUAUCAAAGAGGGGACAGAAGAAGGUCUGAACGAGAAGGAAAGAAGAAUGUUCCUUUCUCAUGCAAGUUGUAGGACAGGGCUUGGUUUGAGAGAAGGUCAGGACUAUCUGAUCAUUGGGCCGAUCGCUGAUGUUUGGCAAGCAGGGAGCACGUCCAACAGGUAUGUGUAUACGCUGGGUAAAGACACGUGGGUCGAGCGCUGGCCGGCCGAGUCUGAAUGCGGUGCUGGAUCUGCUCUGCAGGUGAAAUGCAACGAGCUGAAGAGCUUCGCAACGGCACUGACAGAAAGCGGCUGUCAGUCUUGAGCCAAAUGCUAUUCUUUGAACUGAUGAAUUGUCAUGGUUAUUGGUUUCAGUCCACUGAAAUAAAUUUGACGUAGAUACA